UUUUUUCUGCCCCGCUCUCAUAUACCAACCCCUCUCCCUCUUUUUCUUCUUCUUUUUUUCUUCUUCCUCAUCCAUCCCUUUUUCUCUUCACCUCUCUUUAAUUUAAUCACACACCAUCCUUCACAAUGGGUUCCGUUGCUCAGAAGCCUGGCACUUUCCUCUUCACCUCCGAGUCCGUCGGAGAGGGUCACCCCGAUAAGAUUGCUGACCAGGUCUCGGAUGCCAUCCUCGAUGCCUGUCUUAAGGAGGACCCUCUCUCCAAGGUUGCUUGCGAGACUGCCACCAAGACUGGUAUGAUUAUGGUCUUCGGUGAGAUUACCACCAAGGCCCAGCUGGACUACCAGAAGGUCAUCCGUGGCGCUAUCAAGGACAUCGGUUACGAUGCCUCCGAGAAGGGCUUCGACUACAAGACUUGCAACGUUCUUGUUGCCAUUGAGCAGCAGUCCCCCGAUAUCGCUCAGGGUCUUCACUACGAUGAGGCUCUUGAGAAGCUCGGUGCCGGUGACCAGGGUAUCAUGUUCGGUUAUGCCACUGACGAGACCCCUGAGCUCCUCCCCCUCACCAUUCUCCUUUCUCACAAGCUCAACGCUGCCAUGAAGGCCGCUCGCAAUGACGGCACCAUCCCCUGGUUGCUGCCCGACACCAAGACCCAGGUCACCGUCGAGUACGCUCACGACAACGGUGCUGUCAAGCCCCUGCGUGUCGACACCGUUGUUAUCUCUGCCCAGCACUCUGAUGAUGUCUCCACUGAGGAGAUCCGUGCCGUUCUUAAGGAGAAGAUUGUUAAGAAGGUUAUCCCUGCCGAGCUUUUGGAUGACCGCACUGUCUACCACCUGCAGCCCUCCGGCCGCUUCGUCAUCGGUGGUCCCCAGGGUGACGCUGGUCUCACUGGCCGUAAGAUCAUCGUUGAUACCUACGGUGGUUGGGGUGCCCACGGUGGUGGUGCUUUCUCCGGAAAGGACUACUCAAAGGUCGAUCGUUCCGCUGCCUACGUUGCCCGCUGGAUCGCCAAGUCCCUGGUUAACGCCAAGUUGGCCCGCCGUGCGCUCGUCCAGCUGUCGUACGCCAUUGGUGUCGCCGAGCCCCUGUCCAUCUUCGUCGAGACCUACGGCACCUCCGACAAGACCUCCGAUGAGCUUGUGGAGAUCAUCCGCAACAACUUCGAUCUCCGUCCUGGUGUGAUUGUCAAGGAUCUUGACCUGGCCAAGCCCAUCUACAUCCAGACUGCCAAGAACGGUCACUUCACCAACCAGAGCUUCACCUGGGAGAAGCCUAAGACUCUGAAGUUCUAAAUGGAAUCCUCCAUCCAUUAACUUUGGAGACGCUUUGACGAACGUGAUGAGAUAGCUUUGUUUUCAACAACUCAAAGCACAUGCAUAGAGCAUUAUAACACCUAAAACGACAAAAAUCUUUCAAAAGUUUGAUUCCUCUUGGAAUUCACUCUUUCUUGUUUCAUUAUCUGCAUGCUUGUCUUGCAAAUUACGGCGAAGAUAAAAUUCAACAUGAUACCACUUUCAUCAACUGGGACGGGAUGUUCAGGCGUUUUUUUCGGGAGCGAAGUCUUCAACAACCAUAUUACCCCUUUCUCCUUCUCACCUAC
Penicillium pulvis is the source of this 1600-nucleotide messenger RNA. Its product is annotated as S-adenosylmethionine synthetase. The coding region runs from base 126 to 1292 and encodes 388 amino acids. Lineage: Eukaryota; Fungi; Ascomycota; Eurotiomycetes; Eurotiales; Aspergillaceae. Gene Ontology annotation, biological process: S-adenosylmethionine biosynthetic process. Gene Ontology annotation, cellular component: cytosol. The record is from RefSeq and is a predicted model, not a curated record. Gene Ontology annotation, molecular function: methionine adenosyltransferase activity; ATP binding. The transcript is spliced from 3 exons.